UGGAGUAAUGCAAUCAGGAGUAACUACAGUGCCGACGGAGUGCCCUCCCUCAGUCUGCCACAGACUCCGCACAGGGCACACACUCCUCAGACAGGAAGGUUUUAGUGAUCCUGCGUCAAGAUGACUGAGCGCUACGACUGCCACUACUGCAAGGAGUCCCUGUUUGGGAAGAAGUAUGUUCUGAGGGAGGAGAAUCCCUACUGUGUGAAAUGUUACGAGAGCCUGUACUCCAACACCUGUGAGGAGUGCAAGAAGCCCAUCGGCUGCAACACCAGGGAUCUGUCCUACAAGGACCGCCACUGGCAUGAGGACUGUUUUAAGUGCUUCCAGUGCAAACGCUCGCUGGUGGACAAACCCUUCUCCACCAAGGAUGAUCAGCUUCUCUGCACUGAGUGCUACUCCAAUGAGUACUCCUCCAAGUGCCACGAGUGCAAGAAGACCAUCAUGCCAGGCUCCAGGAAAAUGGAGCACAAGGGCAAUAGCUGGCACGAGACCUGCUUCACCUGCCAGAGAUGCCAGCAGCCCAUCGGCACCAAGAGCUUCAUCCCGAAGGACAGCAACAACUUCUGUGUGCCCUGCUACGAGAAGCAGUUUGCAAUGCAGUGUGUGCACUGCAAGAAGCCCAUCACCACCGGCGGGGUGACCUACCAUGACCAGCCCUGGCACAAGGACUGCUUCCUGUGCACCAGCUGCAAGCAGCAGCUGUCUGGCCAGAGGUUCACCUCCAGAGACGACUUCGCUUAUUGUCUCAACUGCUUCUGCAACCUCUAUGCCAAGAAGUGUGCCUCCUGCACCACACCCAUCAGCGGUCUUGGAGGCAGCAAGUACAUUUCCUUUGAGGAGCGCCAGUGGCACAACGACUGCUUCAACUGCAAGAAGUGCUCUGUGUCCCUGGUGGGACGCGGCUUCCUCACCGAACGCGAUGACAUCCUAUGCCCAGAGUGUGGCAAGGACAUCUAACACAACCCGAGGGAUGGCGGGAACUGGGGUCACCUGAUUGGAUGCGAAUUUGAUGCUGCAGGAAUGAGAAACAUGCAAUAAAUAGUAUCUGAGCACAGAGCAUAGCAUCUUUUCCACUUAGCCUUACUGAAUGUGCAUUGUUCUAUGACAUGAGAUAAAAACUACUAACUGUGGUAUUUGGGGAGUUUAAGUAAAAUGUUCCCUCUGCGUGAAUAAGUCAUUACUAACAAAGCAGCUGUUGGCACACACUGUUUGAAGCAUUGUGAAAUAUAUCUAUAAUAUGAAUGCAGACUUUGACUUUCUUUCAUAAUAAAUGCUGCUUUGUGCAUGGAUUAGCUUGAUGCUGUAAUUAGUUUGAGGUUUUUUUGAUGAGUUCUGCUAUAACAAAUAAAAUAUAUUUCUUCGCUCUUAUAAAUGCUAACUGCUGCUGUGCAUGAAAUAAUUUUUCAUACAAAAUUUGACAUCCCGAUCGGUCGAAAUGUUUCUGUUCGUAAACUUUAAAACAGAACACAUAUUUAAUAUAUACAAUUUAUGAAUGAAAAUAUAUAUAUACAGAAUACUGUGUCUAAGUCACUUAUUUAGAUUUUAUUAAUUUAUUAACCACAAGUCAUUCAGUAUUUGAAUAUAUCAAAUAAUGCAUGUUAAAAUACCAGCUUAUAAAACACAAGUCCUAAAACUGCUGACUUAGCUACUAUAAUUAAACCGACAGAAUAUAUUCAUUGUAUUGGACAAUUUAUUUGAAAACAUUGUUACAAACAUGACACUAAUCUUGUUACCAAGAUCAACUCUGGCUACAAUUAUUAUCCACAAUAUCAAAUAAACCUGCUUUAUUCUC
Molecule: messenger RNA, 1795 nt
Organism: Platichthys flesus (European flounder)
Lineage: Eukaryota; Metazoa; Chordata; Actinopteri; Pleuronectiformes; Pleuronectidae
Gene: fhl2a
Product: four and a half LIM domains 2a
Exons: 6
Coding region: 121-960 (279 amino acids)
Cellular component (GO): nucleus; Z disc
Molecular function (GO): transcription coregulator activity
Source: RefSeq, a predicted model, not a curated record